AUGGCUAAAUCUGGAAGUUUUGAUGUUACGGAGAACCAUGUUCAUAUCAAUUCCAAGGAUGUACCAUUUUGGCUGUCUUCUCGCCUGGGACUUGCUGUUAUUGGUUUCCUUGGUUUCAUCAAUGUAUAUGCUGUGAGAGUGAAUCUCAGCGUGGCUAUUGUUUGUAUGGUCAACCACACAGCCAUUCAAAAACAAUCAGACAACAUGACUAAUAUUGUAGCAUCUGAAUGUGAGGCCUCUUCCAACAACACUUCAGUAGACUCAAAUGAAUUGGGUGGAUACUUAGAAUGGGACAAGACCAUUCAAGGGACCAUACUUGGAUCAUUCUUCUGGGGUUAUCUGGUUGGCCAGGUGCCUGCCGGUUGGAUUGCCACCAGAUUUGGUGGGAAGUGGGUAUUUGCCAUUACCAUGCUAAUUGCUUCUGUUGCUACUGUUCUUACCCCAGUGCUGGCAGAUGUCCACUACGCAAGUCUCAUAGCAAUACGUGUUAUACUUGGAAUUGUCACUGGCAUGACAUUUCCAGCCAUGCACACAAUCUGGGGUAAAUGGGCACCACCACUUGAGAGAACAAAGUUAAUAACCUUUACCUAUGCUGGAGCUCAGGUUGGCAUAGUAAUCACAUUCCCUUUGUCAGGUGUCCUAUGCAAAUAUGGGUUUGCUGGAGGGUGGCCAUCUGUGUUUUAUGUCACAGGAGUUGUUUGCUUUAUUUGGACCAUCUUUUGGAUACUUCUUGUCAGUGAUGAUCCAGCAAAUCAUAAAAGAAUCUCACACAUUGAGAAGGAGUACAUCAUGUCCUCUUUGAAAACCAGCAGAGUGUCAGACAAGAAGCAUAUUUCAGUUCCCUGGCUGAGCAUCUUUAUGUCACUGCCUGUGUGGGCAAUAAUAGUAGCCAAUGUUGCAUCAGACUGGGGAGCCUAUACUUUACUUACCAACAUUCCAACAUACAUCAAUGAAGUGCUCAGAUUUGAUAUAACUUCUAAUGGUUUUGUAUCUGCAUUACCAUACAUUGCAUUUUGGGCAGUGAUUAAUAUAGGAGGAUGGCUGGCUGAUUCUUUGCGCAACAAGGAGUACCUAUCAACAGGAGUUACAAGAAAAGUCUUUACAGCAUUUGGUAAAAUUGUUCCUGCACUCAUGUUGAUAGGCCUUGGAUAUGUUGAUUGUUCCCAGUCUGGUUUGGCCAUUGGCUUGCUGGUGUUUGCUGUGUCUCUGACAGGAACUCAAUACAGUGGAUUUCUAGUGAACCAUGUAGACAUUGCCCCAGCUUUUGCUGGUAUUUUGUUUGGGAUUAGUAACUCGCUGGCUUCAGUAACAGGAUUUAUAUCUCCAGUUGUCGUGGGUGUAAUAACUGAGAGUGGUCAGACCAGAGCUGAAUGGCAAAUAGUGUUCUAUAUUGCUGCUGCUAUAUACAUUUUUGGUGCGACUUUCUUUGUUAUUUUUGCAUCUGGAGAUCUGCAGCCCUGGGCUGAGGUUGGAGAACUAGAAAGCAAAAGUCGAGAAGUAGAGUUAACUGCUGACGUCAAUGGGGAAGAACAAGAAAUGCUGUCAGAUAAUAAUGAAUUGGUUUAG
Messenger RNA from Candidula unifasciata, 1566 nucleotides. Lineage: Eukaryota; Metazoa; Mollusca; Gastropoda; Stylommatophora; Geomitridae. The record is from the annotation of a GenBank genome assembly.